AUGCAUAUAUAUAUAUAUAUAUAUACAUAUACUACAUGUAUGUAUAUAUAUAUAUAUAUAUAUAUAUAUAUAUAUAUAUAUAUAUAUAUAUAUAUAUAUAUAUAUGUAUAUAUGCUCAUGGGUGCGAAUGCGAAGUCGCCACGUUUUUGGCGUGUUUUUUCAAGCUUCCUAAACGGAAGACGGGGUCAGGGUGUUCUGUGGAGAACAGUCAACGCAGAGGAGUGGAAGCGAGAGCAAGAAGUCUGUAUGAAAGUAAUCUGGAAGCGGAGGCGCGAGCCGGACUCCCGUGUAGGCAGCCAGCGCGGAUGGUCGCCAGCAACUCGUAACCUUCUUUAG
Messenger RNA from Besnoitia besnoiti, 336 nucleotides. RefSeq lists its product as uncharacterized. Lineage: Eukaryota; Apicomplexa; Conoidasida; Eucoccidiorida; Sarcocystidae. The record is from RefSeq and is a predicted model, not a curated record. The transcript has a single exon. The coding region runs from base 1 to 336 and encodes 111 amino acids.